CCCCCAGUCAGAGUGAAAGUUGUCUCCGCUUGGAAAAGCGGGUGUACGGGGCUCGCUAGUUUCCACCGCCGCUGCUUCACACGCUUUCUCCCGGAGAGAUGAGGCGGAAGGAGAAGAGGCUGCUGCAGUUCGCCGGGCUGCUCAUAGCGGCUCUUCUUUUCCUCCCCAACGUCGGGCUGUGGUCUUUGUACAGGGACCGAGUCUUCGACAACUCGCCCGACACAGUGGACGGACCAGGCGGCAUCCCCCAGAUACAGGGGGUCAACCGGGUGGGGAAGGACGCUCAGGUGGGGCGCGACGGCGUGCGGAGGAAAGACUGGCACAACUAUGAUGCAAUCAAAAGAGAUGCCUCUCGAUCUGGUAACGGUGAACAGGGGAAAGCGUUCCCCCUGACAGAUGCUGACCGUGUCGACCAGGCCUACAGAGAAAACGGCUUCAACAUUUAUGUCAGUGACCGGAUCUCCCUCAAUCGCUCCGUCCCGGACAUCCGCCAUCCAAACUGCAAACAGAAGCUGUAUUCAGAGAAGCUGCCCAACACCAGCAUCAUCAUCCCGUUCCAUAACGAGGGCUGGUCAUCGCUGCUGAGGACGGUCCACAGCGUGCUCAACCGCUCUCCUCCACAGCUCAUAGCAGAGGUCAUCCUGGUCGACGACUUCAGCGACAAAGAGCACCUAAAGGUAGCGCUGGAGGAGUACAUGAUGCGGUUGCCGAAGGUUCGCAUCCUGAGGACCAAGAGGAGGGAGGGGCUGAUCAGGACUCGUCUGCUUGGAGCCGAUGCCGCUAAAGGAGAAGUCAUCACCUUCCUGGACUCCCACUGCGAGGCCAACGUCAACUGGCUGCCUCCACUGCUGGAUCGAAUCGCGCAGAACAGGAAGACCAUCGUGUGUCCGAUGAUCGACGUGAUCGACCACGAUAACUUCGGCUACGAGACACAAGCAGGGGACGCCAUGCGAGGAGCGUUCGACUGGGAAAUGUACUACAAACGGAUACCCAUCCCUUCAGAGCUCCAGAAGGAUGACCCCAGUGAACCCUUCGAGUCACCAGUAAUGGCCGGUGGGCUGUUUGCUGUGGACAGGAAGUGGUUCUGGGAGCUGGGAGGAUAUGACACGGGUCUGGAGAUCUGGGGAGGAGAACAGUACGAGAUCUCCUUUAAGGUGUGGAUGUGUGGUGGUCGAAUGGAGGACAUCCCUUGCUCCAGGGUAGGACACAUCUACAGGAAGUACGUCCCCUACAAAGUUCCUGGUGGGGUCAGCCUGGCCAGGAACCUGAAGCGCGUGGCAGAGGUGUGGAUGGACGAGUACGCCGAAUACAUCUACCAGCGUCGGCCUGAGUACCGCCACCUGUCAGCAGGCGACAUGACGGUGCAGAAGGAGCUGAGGAACCGCCUCAACUGCAUGAACUUCAAGUGGUUCAUGAACAAGGUGGCCUGGGAUCUGCCCAAGCACUACCCACCAGUGGAGCCUCCUGCUGCUGCGUGGGGAGAGAUCCGGAACGUGGGCAGCGGCAUGUGUAUGGAAAGUAAACAUUUUGUAUCAGGGAGUCCCAUCCGACUGGAGACCUGUGUGAAGGGGCGGGGCGAGGUGAGCUGGAGCCAUGGACAGGUGUUCACAUUCGGCUGGAGAGAGGACAUCCGGGUGGGUGACCCCAUGCACACAAAAAAAGUCUGUUUCGACGCCAUCUCCCACAACAGCCCCGUCACCCUGUACGACUGUCACGGCAUGAAAGGCAACCAGCUGUGGCGCUACAGAAAGGAUAAAAGUCUGUAUCACACCGUCAGUAACAGCUGUAUUGACAGCAACCCGAACGAGCGGCGAGUCUUCAUGAACACAUGUAACCCCUCCUCCCCCAGCCAGCAGUGGCUGUUUGAGAAAACCAACGCCACCGUGCUGGAACACUUCAACCGGGGCGCCCACUGAGGCCCUGCAGCAUCCACUCCUGACGCGCUCAGAUGUGGAUCUGCUGCUGCUGCUGCUGCUGCUGCUGCUCUGAAAUGGGGUUAUACAUUUACUCUGGUUCCCCGUUUACCUGGCACCAAGGUGACAGCUGUUUCUCUUUAGGGUGCUCAGACAGAGGCAGGAUGGGACACCAUGGGGGAAGUUGGUUAAACACAUCGGCGAGACGAAAGACUUGAGUUGAGCUCUGAUUGAUGGGUUUGUGUUUAAAAGUGAUUUUGUGUGUGAGAUGUAUUUGUUCUGUCAUGGCGCCACUCUGGCAGUGGGUCUGUCUCACUUCCUGGUUUUGCUGUUGAUUGGUUAUCUGACAUUCCUCUCUUUUCUCAUUCCUUUUGUCUAUUUAAAUUGUUCUCUGCCUUUUUUGCCUUUCUUUCCCCUUACCUGUUCCCUCACAGUUUUUUUCUCUACUUCCCCUCUCUGUCUAUGUACCUUUAUCCUCUGUCUCCAUCUCUUUCCCCCUUCUGUCUCUCCUGAUCCGCCUCUGCCUGCACGUCUGUCUCUAUCUGCCUGCAUGACUGCACCUUUGCCCACCUUCUCCAUACUCGCUCUCAAAUCCCCUUAUGUCUCUCCAGCUCUGACAACCUCCCUGGGGGGGGGGGGCUCCUGCUGAGCCAAAGUCAUCCUGACACCUGGGUGAAGCCAGGCAGAACCACUCUGAAAAUCACCUGGUGAAUUGAUUCUCCUUUACAACCCUAAUCCACCCUCUGUUCCCUCCCUCAUCCACCCUCGUGUCUCCUGCCCCCCUUGGCUUGUAUUUUCUCCUGGUCCGCUCUCCUCUUCUUUGUGGCCAAUGUGGGCAGAGCUGCUUUGAAGGUAGAAAGUGGAAGUGGACAAAGAAAGCGUGAGGGAAAGAGACGACGACCUUUCUAAUGCCCUUCGCUCCUUUUUCUUCUUUUCUGUACUGUCUUCGUUGGAUUUAUCGAUGAGUCGUCUGCGGGUUUGUCACUGUGCCACGUUCUUCUUUUAUUCCUCAGAGGCGAGUGCUAUCCAACGCCAGGGUUAGUGCGGGCCAGCUCUUGCUGGCCAAGGGCUUGUUUGUUGUUUGUGGUGGUGAUGGUGGGGGUGGGAGCUGCUGUCACCCCUCUUAGAGUCUCCCCCUGCUGUCUUUGCGCCCUUUGCUGCUCCCCAGCCGACUCCGCUGAUCAGUCGCUGAAACGACCCCGUCACAGACGGCUGAGCGCGGGGUCACGUCGCGGCACAAAGCAGCAGGCAGGACUGUAAACGGACGCCUGCCUGGCUGGAUGACUAGCUAUGUGACUGGCAGGCCCGCUGAUUCACAGCAGGGCCGCCCGAUUGGCCGGCUGCCGAGCUGACACAUCACUUUAGCGUACAGUGUGAGCCGGAGAGACGAAUGGGAGAAUUACUGUGGAUAGGCUCGCUGAGGUAGCUCUGGGAUUGAGAUGAAUGUGGGUUUAAAAUGCAUAAAGCACUUGUGUAAUGAUAAACUUGAAUGAAAUCUUCGUGCCUUGUUGGAAGAGGACUAGAUGUAGGUGUGUGUAUUUUCAGAAUGUGUGUGUGUCUGUGGUCUAAAAUGUCUACAUCAGCAGAGAGGACAAUUCAUCUUUACAUCAAAAGAGAAUCUCAUUUGAAUUGAGGAUGAAUUGCCUUUGACUCUGGUGAAGGACAUUGAAGGCACCACUGGCUUCGUGACUCCUAUGGCUUUCUAAACACACAUGUAACUGCUGGCUGUGAAUAGAGCUAAAGAGACUUUUUUCCACCAUAUUUUCCUCCUGCCUUGAAAAGUUAACUCUAGCCCUAAGAAGACCUCCGUUCUAUUUUAACGACAUGAUGCUGUUGUGCUGUUUGUCCCACCUGUUCGAUCCAAAGUACUUUUAUGGGAAAGGGAAUUGUUGUUUGCCACCUUUUUAAACCCCUUUUGAUUUUCUUUCUGUUUUUAAUGAAACGUUCUUUUAUUAUUUGUUUUGAUCCUGUGGUUGAAACGAUGAUGAUUUAGAUUCCUGCUCAACGUGAUGUUCUGGUCUGUCGCCUGCACCCAGUCUCUAAUCCAAUUUUGUGAAGCAGAACAAUGUACAGUACAGUUUGUGCCAUUUUAAUCCUAAAUUCCAUGUCUCAUGCUCUGUUAGAUUUUAGCUGUAGACCAAAACACAAAGUCAUACUUUCAAAAUACCUCAGUCAGGAUACUUUUAAGUCAUAGAUUAGGCUAGCUUGCACAUAUCAAUCAAUCAAUCAAUCAAUCAAUCAAUCAAUCAAUCAAUCAAUUUUAUUUAUAAAGCCCAAUAUCACAAAUCACAAUUUGCCUCACAGGGCUUUACAGCAUACGACAUACGUCAAACAUAUUAGUUUGCUAAAUUUACAUGUGUCUGUGCAUGUCAGAUUGUGUGGUACACAAAUAUGUAAAAGCAAGAAAGAUAAACCGCCAAUUAAAUCUGAACUGAAUGUGCAGAUUUUAUAAUGAUCAAAUCAUAUGUCCAUCUGUUGACAGUUUUUCAGUCAAGACACUUACAGACGCAAUACAUUUUGCAGAGCUGGAAAAUAUAGAGGUAGCUUUGCUGAUAUUUUGAUUUUCAUUACUUGCACUAAUAAUAAGAAAAAGUCCUCCAAAUAGACACUUGACUCAACUUCCAAAUCCUGCAUUUUAUAAAUUAAGAAAUUGGCCAGCUCCGUGAUUGUGCUGUCUCAGCCCAUUCUCUGAAUACACAUUCAUACUUUAUAUCAUAACCUGCAUGUAUGAAUGCAGAACAAGAAUCCUGAAUUAUUUUGGUUUGAUGAGAAUGAGAAGUAUAGGCUAGUUUAGUUUCUAAAGCUUGGACAGUUAGGCAAAUUAAACUGAAUACACACAAUGAGUUUGUUAGAUGUUUGACAAGUAUGAAGGCAUAAAGAAUAUACUGUUCAUGUUUUCCUAUAAUUUGUAUGGUCUUGCACAUUACACAUAUUACUGAUAUAGGAAAUGACAUUGAUAUCACCAUACAGACUCCACAUCUGUAGGGAAGAUUUUGUUGUGGUUGGAGCCAUGCCAGCAGUAAAUUACAAGAAGCAAAUAUCUAAGAGAAUCUUUGUGAAUUGAUCAUCACAAAAAAUCUUGCGCUUACGGCAAAGAUUGGAUUAAUGAAGAGUUUUUAGGUUACAGUUUUGUUAGCUUAUCUGAUGAGUAUCAAGACAACCCAAUGUGAGCCGACGAGAACACACAUCAGGCACGCUACACUCUAGGGCGCAGGAUGCAUGGCACUGCCCCCAGGUGAAACCCUUUGUUUUUAGUGAGUCCCAAGUUGAACAGACAGUGUUUAAAUUAUUUAUCAUGAUGAAGAUGAUACCUUCUACAGAAGCGUAUUGCAUUCACUUUUUGUUUGUUUUUCAGAGUAAUUUUUUUCCAUUUUCUGAGUAUUUUUUUCUGAGUAAAGAGAGCAAUAGAACAACAGACACUUUCAUUCCUUUCUUGAGAGCUCGAUAUAAUGGAAGCAAACAUGACCCGCUUGUUUAGUUUAAUCCAGUUUUACUUUGUUUUGGGUUUGAGACACUGGGAGAUACUCUUGUCUUUAAGUCAUAUAGAUGGUGUUAUCAUUAGUUUGUCGACUUUACGCAGGCACCUUAAGACUUUGCGGUUGUUCAGACGAAAAGCCCAUUCAGAUCUGCUGGACAUUGCAGUGUUUCUCCAGAAUCAGUUGGACACAUAACCCAAAACAAAGUAAAACUGGAUUAAACUAAACAAGCAGGUCAUGUUUGCUUCCAUUAUAUUGAGCUCUCAAGAAAUGAAUGAAAGCGUCUGUUGUUCUAUUGCUCUCUUAACUCUUAAAAAAUACCACAAAAAACAGAAAAAAAAAACAGAAACAAAAUUACUCCGAAAAACAGAAAAAAUUACUCAAUAAAACAGAUUUUUUUUAUUUGUCGAAUGAAUGCCAUAUUCUUCCAUAACCUUCAGAUUAGAAGCUUGAAUAUUUUGGCAAAGUCUUUGUCAUGGACUUGGAAAUGCCAAUGUGAUGUUGUGAGUGUCUGCUUGACUUCACAUUUUAGCUGAUCUGCUUCAGAGGAGACAUCAGAAGUUUGAAUUGAAAUAAAGCCAAAGCCACAAAGUGUGAAGAACAAAAGAAUAAAUUCAACAGUAUACGUAGAAUUUCCCAUGUUUUGUAGACUAAUUAUAAAUGUGGCAGCCCAUGCACCGUGCAUAUCUCUAAUCUGUGAUUUGUCCUGCAGCUGACAGCCUCACAUAUCAUUUAUUUCUGUUGCAAAUCCAUCAAUUACCAAUUACUCAAUAUAUCAAGUAAUAUAAUAAUGAUGUAACUAGAGAAUGAUUCGCUCUACCUGUUUUACUGUGAAGAAAAAUCCUGACGUUGCGCUCCUGAUAGAAGAGCAUAGAGUUUUAAAUUUAGUUCAGGAUGUCUGUGUCCUUUCCUCCCCUGACCUUCCAGCUACACGCCUGGGCGACUUGUACAUUGUCAGAUUGUUAAGAGGUGAGUGGGAAUUGCCGCUUCAGACCACUGAGUCACUGCUGUAGCCAAGUUUCCACUACAGGACCAAACUGAACACCCAUCUGACCUCUUUACACCCUGAUUCCACUACAUUUCCUACUGUUUUUCCUUGUUCUUUUUAAAACACUGUCAUCGGGGUGACGUGUCAAAGUCCUCUUCGGAUCAGUAGUGCAAUCUGGGCUGUUCAAUCAUGUGACUUUAUUGUGAAGGACUGUUAAGGCUGUUUAAUGCGAACACUGUACAUGUGGAGAAAGUUGUGGAGAGGGCCGAAUAUACAGGGCAACAUUUUGGGCUGAAAUGAGACACUUGUGCAAAUGUAAAGUUAUUUUUGUAUUGCUGGAGUACCUGUCGAGAGAUGUAGUCAUCUUGGAAGUUUCUCCUUGUUUUUAUUUUCCCAUGUCUGUCCUACAGAACAGUUUGAUUACAUCUGGUUUGCCCUGAGCCAGCCAUGCUCAUCUCACAGUGCAGCAUAGCCACAGUGUUUCAUAAAAUCAGAACUUGUUGACUGGAACUUGAUUCCUAUCAGCUCCACCUUUGAUAAAAAAUGAUGGUGGAUUUAUACUCCCUUUAUGUACAAAGAAGAUAUGUUGACUCCAAAUGUUGUGACUGUCACUGCCUACAAAAUUCCAUACGUCCUUCCUACAUGACCCAAGGGCAUAGUCAAAAGUUUCUCACAACAAACAUGGCGACAGUGAAGGAAGUCUUAAUAAUGUACCUUUUAACGGAGACAGCGUAGCAGACGGCGGUCUGUGAGGCCAUUGAAUACAUAGCGACACGUGGACAGAGAUUUUUUUUCUUUUCACUCUAUUACACAUUUGUUCUGUUUGGUUAAAAUUUCUUCAUCGCGUCCUAUGGUCAUAUCUUGCUUGAGCUAUGCUACACUGCCCCUACGAUCUCCGGUGGUACUGCUCUAUUUGUGCGUAUCUGUAACGAGCCCAGAUACUAACGAAAUGAACACAUAGUAUGGAUAGAAGGCUCCAUCUGCAUCUGCAUACGUGUCUAAGCAUAAAAGAGCCAUUACACAUACCAUAUAAAGUAGCUGAAAGACAAUGACAGUGAUGAUGAUGUAAAAUAUUUCACAUUUUAAACUGCUGCUGACAUGCCAGGUAUUUUGCAAGUGCUUUUUCCUGAAACAGGACACUUAGUCCCAUUUCCACCAAACACCUGGAACUAAAAGUAACCCUUCAGACAUGGUACCUAGACCCUAAGUCCGUUUAGCAUUUACACCGCAAACAUCACCCUUAGACGUGGGCGAGGUUGUUUUCACUCACUGUAUUUCCUCAUAGAUGGAAUGUCCACACCUCGUUUAUCGUCCCCAGAACAAGGUUGCACGCAAAAACAGAACAGACU
This is a messenger RNA of Epinephelus fuscoguttatus (brown-marbled grouper), 7726 nucleotides long. Its product is annotated as polypeptide N-acetylgalactosaminyltransferase 10-like. The transcript is spliced from 12 exons. Bases 99 to 1916 code for a protein of 605 amino acids. Gene Ontology annotation, cellular component: Golgi apparatus. The record is from RefSeq and is a predicted model, not a curated record. NCBI's taxonomy places the organism in Eukaryota, Metazoa, Chordata, Actinopteri, Perciformes, Serranidae.